AUGAUCGCAGCAGUGGAGUCAAUCCUCAGCCAGACGGGAGCGACAGGCGAAACGAAGAACUUCAUUCGACACCAAGUGUCCUCCUUCCUCAUGGCACAUAGGUCGCGUGACGUGCUUUCCAACGUCGAGCGCGGUGCCCUUAAGGAAAUCAGGGCCGACAACGACCUGGUUAUCGUGCCUGCGGACAAGGGGCGUUCAACGGUCGUAUUGGGCAGGACAAACUACAAUCAAAAAGCCAAAAGCUUGUUGGAGGAUCGUCAGUCCUAUGUCCCAUGCGAAUCCAACCCAAUAAAAACGCUGACACGCGAGAUUAACGCGACGCUGUUGGCAAUGGAGAACUCAGGUGCAAUAUCGCCAAUCGACCGGUGCAAGGUGAGAGCACGAGAAACGGCCCUAGCCCUAUUCUACGGUCUUCCAAAAGUACACAAAGAGGGCGCUCCUCUCCGGCCUAUCGUAUCACUAAAGGGCACUCCAACCUACGGACUGGCAAAGUGCCUGUUCCGACGUCUCAAAUUUCUGACCUCUGAUUCGAACUCCACAGUCAGCUAG
Molecule: messenger RNA, 549 nt
Organism: Spirometra erinaceieuropaei
Lineage: Eukaryota; Metazoa; Platyhelminthes; Cestoda; Diphyllobothriidea; Diphyllobothriidae
Source: the annotation of a GenBank genome assembly